AUGACUUGCGGGAGGGCGGAGCAGCGCGUCCAAUGCGGUCGGGAGGCGGGGCUGGGCAGCGGCCGUUGCCGUCUGUCGCAGGAGGCAGCCGCGGGCUGGUGGUGGGUGUGUGAGGUGAGAGCGGGACGUGGAGCUGCUGUCAUGAGCUACUCAGGUUAUGGCAACUGGAACUCUGGGACAAACAGAGGAUAUGAGGGAUAUAGUUACGGCUAUGGAUACGGUCAAGAUAACUCUGGCAAUUAUGGGUAUGGUAUGGCCACUUCAAACGCUUGGGAAAUGCCUAAUUCAGACACAGACCCUAACGCUUCCACUGGCGCCGAUGCUGUUAUAGCAAAAAUGAACCAGCGCUUAGAUAUGGUGUCUCAUCUAGAAACGGACACAAUGCAAGGAGGACAUUAUGGCUCCAGUGGAGACAGGUAUAAUACAUAUGAGUCCUACGACUCAAGGUCUUCACUGAACGACCGUGAUCUAUACAGAUCCGGCUAUGAUUACAGUGAGGCUGAACAUGACACCGAAAAUGCCUAUGAAGGUUGCUAUGACAGCUUCUAUGGGAACCACAGGGACCAGUACCAGAACAGAGCAUGGGACAACUUUGGCCAGCGGGGUCAGAACUGGGCCAGAGACGGGCGAAAUAACAGACCCAUGGCAUCUUCAUAUUCCGGGCACAUGGGCGGACAGUGGAAUGAGCCGCCACAGCCAAUGGGAGGGCGGGGCCAUGGCCCCCACGGCUCCUCUAGGCUCCCAUCCCUCUUCUCCCACAACAUUAUCCCAGAACUCAGCAUGUUCCAGGGAAUGCGAGGUUUCUCUGGAAACAUGCGCUUUGGAGGAGGCGGCAUGAAACAACGAAUGAGGAGAAACUGGAAAAUGUGGGACGCAGACUUUAAAUCACAGAAAAAGAAAAUCAAGAAGGACCCUACCUCUAAGAAGAGAAAACAAACUGACAGCACUGAUGAACCUGAUAGCAAGGCAGCAAAAACUGAUGGCUCUGACAACUCCGACUCUGAGAAUGAGGAAGGGACUGAAGGAGAAGCAGCAGAGAAGGAGGGCUCCAAAGCUGAGGGUGAAGAUGAAGAAGGAAAAGAUUCUGAGAAAGGUGCUUUAACAAUUCAAGAAGAGAUCAGUCAAAUCAAGCGCAAAUUGCAGGCAGGCAAGAAAACUCAAGAGAGGCAGAAAAAGAGGCAUCGGGAUCGCAUGGUAGAAAGGAUUCAGUUUGUUUGUUCACUGUGCAAAUAUCGGACCUUCUAUGAGGAUGAGAUGAAUGUUCAUCUGGAAAGCAAAUUCCACAAGGAGCAUUUCAAAUUUGUUGGAACAAAACUGCCUCAGCAGACAGCUGACUUCCUCCAGGAUUAUGUUGCUAACAAAACAAAGAAAACUGAAGAACGCCGUAAAGCAAUUGAAGACAUUAAUGCAGUUAUUCAACAGAUCUAUAAAGACCAAGAUCUUACCCAAGAUAUUGGCAUGGAACACUUUAUUAAAAAGGUGGAGGCUGCUCACUGUGCUGCAUGUGACCUCUUCAUCCCAAUGCAGUAUGGAAUUAUCCAGAAGCACCUGAAGUCCCUUGACCACAACCACAACCGCAGAGCCAUGAUGGAGCAGUCCAAGAAAUCAUCUUUAGUAGUUGCAAGAAGUAUUCUCAAUAACAAACUAAUCAGCAAGAAAUUGGAGCGGUAUUUGAAGGGUGAGAAUCCCUUCACAGAUGAUCCAGAAGAGAAAGAGGAGCAUGAGGAAGGAGAGGGUGGAAUGAGUGGAAAUGCUGAAGGAGCAGAUGGAAACAAAAUUGAUGAAGAAAAUAAAGAUGAGGAAAGCCAAGACCGUGAGGAGAACCCAGAAGCAGAAACAACUGAGAAUCAUGGGGAGCAAGAGGAGAUUCAGGCAGAGGCACAGGCAGAAGUAGAAGCAGACUACACAGAGGAAAAGACUUCACAAGUUGCAGAGGAAACCCUCACUGCUGAGGAGGAAGAGCAACUGCUGGAAGGAGGUGAGGAAGAAAGCAAAGAAGUUACUGCAGCAGAAGAGGAUGAGCCCUUGGAGGGAGGUGAGGAAGAAAUCAAAGGAGUUACUGCAGCAGAAGAGGAUGAGCCCUUGGAGUAGACUCUGGAUGAGGAAGCUGACCUGUUUAAGACCCAGCAUUAAGUUUUUUAAAGCAUAACUAUCUGUGAAACUUCAUAGUAUGUUUUUGGUUAUCAUUCUACUAAACUUUCACCUAGUUAUGGCAGUUGAAAGCCUCUAUCUGUAAAGUGUUUUUGGAAAUAGGUUUUUUUUUUUUUUUUCCAACCAAACCUUCAUUUUAGUAGCUAGGUUUUGUGCAGUCCAAGUUUUUAGAUGGCUUUGUACUAGAAGAAUUUCCUUUGAGCAUGUGUACAAAACAAAUUGUGCCUAAUGCACUACGUACUAAAUCACAAUCUGGCAGAUUAAACCUCUUACUAUUGUCCCUGUAAAACUUUUAUAUAUUUAAAAAAAGUGAGUUGUCCCUUAGCCAGCCUUCCUGGAAGCAAAAGGAGUCUCAAAUCCAGGGUUUAAAAAUCUGCAGUGUAUGCUGUAAAUUCUGCAUAAUUUCCAUGUGACUGUAGUACUCUUCCCAAUGUUUUACUCUUCCUUUUUAAUGCAAAGCAAAAAUAAGUGGUGUCAACAUUGUAUUGUUUGUAAAAUGCUUUCACUUAAAGGUGAAUGUUUUCGGUGGGUGGAGAUAAAGCACUACACUGAUAUUA
Molecule: messenger RNA, 2708 nt
Organism: Gopherus flavomarginatus (Mexican gopher tortoise)
Lineage: Eukaryota; Metazoa; Chordata; Testudines; Testudinidae
Gene: AKAP8L
Product: A-kinase anchoring protein 8 like
Exons: 13
Coding region: 1-2091 (696 amino acids)
Cellular component (GO): nuclear matrix; nucleus
Molecular function (GO): DNA binding; protein kinase A regulatory subunit binding
Source: RefSeq, a predicted model, not a curated record